AUGUUGGAAACAUACUUGAAUAAAAUCCCCGUAUCGACUACAACCCAGGCGUUGCUGUUGGGAGUAACUAUUGGAGCUAUAACAUAUACACUAUUCAAAAAGAAAACUAAAAUUCCACCGGGGCCUCGGCCAUUACCCUUGAUUGGAAAUCUGUUGUUGUUGAAUUCGUCCGAACCACUUUUUAAACUUUUGUUCAAAUGGAGAAAAGAAUAUGGUUCAAUCAUAACACUAUAUAUGGGUAAUUUCUUUAAAAUGAUUACACUGAACAAUGCCGAUGUUGUAAAUGAUGCGCUUGUCAAAAAAGGUGGUGAUUUUGCCGGAAGAAUGCAUUUACAUUCACUGGAAGUAAUUUCGGAAGGUUACAAGAGUAUUGCAAUGGCAGACACGACAUAUGCUUGGAAAUUACAACGGAAAUUAUCGUUGCAAGGUUUAAGACAAUAUUUAUCCGGCAACAAAUUGGAAGAGAAACUACACGAGUCUGUAUCCAGAACUAUUCGAUUAUUGAAAGAAAAAGAAAAUGAACCAGUUUCCAUUUUGAGCUAUAUUAGUUUAACUGUCUUUAAUUUGUUAACUGGGGUCUGCUUUAGUAAAAGUUAUGAAAUGGGCGAUAAGGAAUUUAUCGAAUUAGUAUCAGAUUUUGACACCUUUAGCACCGAGUUUGGCAAUGGUCUUUGGGAAGAUAUUGUACCAUUACUGAAAUAUUGGCCAACUAAAAAAUACAACAGACUAAUGAAGAUGUUCAACAGUUUUUUGGACGUAAUGUAUAAAAACUAUCAUGAACAUGUUCAAAGCUUUUCAGAAGAUAAUUUGAAAGACUUUACUGACUUUAUGAUCUAUGCCAAGAAACAAGCUGCUGUUGAUGAUCCCAAUAUCGAAAACAUCAUAACUGAUACACAUAUAGUACAGACAAUAGCAGAUAUAUUUGGAGCCGGAGUUGAUACAUCGAGACAGACUAUAGUAUGGACACUUUAUCUACUCGCCGAAAAUCCUGAAAUACAGAAAAAGGUUCAGUCUGAAAUUGAUGAAAUCCUAGAUUUAAAUCAAGCUCCAAGUGUUAAGGAUAGGUCCAGCUUACCAUACACCGAAGCCGUGCUGCAUGAAAGUAUGAGGAUUUGUCCGGUUGCUCCUUUAAGUGUACCGCAUACUUCCCAAUGUGAUACAACUUUAGGUGAAUAUGAAAUACAAAAGGGAACAACAAUCUUGAUAAAUACUUGGGCCUUGCAUAUGGAUCCAGAGACUUGGGGUGAUCCCGAAGUAUUCAGACCAGAAAGAUUUUUGGAUGAAGAUGGAUCUCUAGCUCCCAAAACCAUGUCCUGGCUACCAUUUUCAGCAGGACGACGAAACUGUUUGGGUGAAACCAUUGCUAGACCAGAGUUGCAUUUAAUUUUGGCAGUGCUUUUGAGAAACUUCACCUUUGAUAAAGCAGUAGGUCCAUCUGGAGAAACUUGGACAAUGGAACCUGCUUCCGGUGGUUUUACAUUCUUGCCACCAGAUAACUACAUGAAAAUCCAAUCCAGAAAAUAG
Lottia gigantea (owl limpet) is the source of this 1524-nucleotide messenger RNA. RefSeq lists its product as hypothetical. Bases 1 to 1524 code for a protein of 507 amino acids. The record is from RefSeq and is a predicted model, not a curated record. NCBI's taxonomy places the organism in Eukaryota, Metazoa, Mollusca, Gastropoda, Lottiidae. Gene Ontology annotation, molecular function: oxidoreductase activity, acting on paired donors, with incorporation or reduction of molecular oxygen; monooxygenase activity; iron ion binding. The transcript has 10 exons.